AUGACUGAGACGAGAAACGGACAAAUGAUCGACGAUAGAACUUGGGCAUCAGUCACCAAUUUUAUCUGCGGUAGUGACGAUACACUUCUCUCUGCGUGCGAUUUUACGCAUCGAUAUAGUAGAUGUGACAGCCAUGGCGGAGUGGAGGUUACGUGCACAGAUUUAACACCUACUGAUGCGCCCACCGAUACUGAACGACCAACAACUGCCGUGCCUUCGACAGCAUACCGAAGAACAUCUGAGGUGGCAACCACACAAGGCCAAACAACGCCCAGAGUCGCGGUUACGACGGUAAAAGAUGAGAAAGAAGAAACUACGGAAAGAGAGGUAGUCACUUCUGACCUGACUACGGGAGAAUCCGCCCAAACCUCCCCGUUGACGAUUGAGACCAGGGCCGGUGGUGCCACGGACUCCAAGUUGACGAGGUCGCCCAGCGAGAAGGACGGCACAACGACCGAAUCCUCAGCUGGAGACGGUGGAUUUGAUACUCGUAACGGGUCAAAUGCAGGGACAUACAUUGGUCUAGCAAUAGGAUGUGUCCUGAUCGUCGUGUGUGCAAUCGUCGUCGUCGUCUGUCUUCUGAAAAGACACAAGAGGCAAGAUAAGGAAACCACGGCCACUUUACGGCCGUCUGUCGGCUUCCAACAACACAGCGUCGUCUACGAGAACUCGCAAGGACCGAAUCAUCUGAUGAUGCAAGACCUUGGCCAGGCCGUUCCUGAUUCAGCCGACGACUCUGCGGAAUACACGUACUGCGCCGUAGGGGAAAGAGUGAAUACAGAGAGCAGUGUUCGGUACGCCACCGGUGCCGUCGGUGAGAGAGCCGAACCGGGAUACACCGCGCCUAAUCCAUCACCAGUCAAAAAACCUCGGGAACAUCUAGUGUUGUCUGAACAGAAGCCGGGCAGAAAGGUUGCUGGGAACGUAGCGAUUCCGUCUUACCUGGAACUGGACGGGGGAGUAGCUCCGGAAGACGGGGCAGAAUCCGACAACUCGUAUUAUUUUAAACUGCAGCCGGGCUCACCCGAUCCGGUGACGCCUGAGAGGGUUCACGGGGGUACCGACUACUUCACCGUUGAAGCGGGAGGUGUCUUGGUCGACAACGGGCAGUACACUACCGGAGAUGACGUCGAUGAUCACUACUACUCGUUCGCGAAAUUGGAAACCACCACAACUUCGGAUCCCCAGGAAGACGACGUGUAUGCGUACCCGGACGCGCCGACAGAGGGCGCUAACAAGCCACCCAACGCAGACUAUUCUAUGAUUGAGGAAGGAAGUAACUCCACGGGUUCCCCGCCGUACAAGGCCAGCGAGAAAGGUUGUGUGCAUCCAGAGAUGGAGAGCGAGUAUGCCUACGUGGAUACCAGCCAGCGUUAUGACGAGUCGACCGGCGAAACCGAGGGAUGGGUGGAAAACAUCGCCUACGCAUCCUUUCCGUAGGAAAAGUCAUGGCAAAAAAACAACUACUUUUAGCUGCUUUCACAAAACAGUUCGUA
Molecule: messenger RNA, 1496 nt
Organism: Patiria miniata (bat star)
Lineage: Eukaryota; Metazoa; Echinodermata; Asteroidea; Valvatida; Asterinidae
Exons: 5
Coding region: 1-1440 (479 amino acids)
Source: RefSeq, a predicted model, not a curated record